AUGGCUACCCCCAGUGUCCUUACUUUUGAUGCUGAGGGCCGUGUUGUUGACUUAGAGGUCUGGGUCGAUGACCUCCAGCUGUUUCUCCAGUGCGAUAGGGCAGACGGACUCUCUCUGUUCGAUCUCACCUCUGGUGCCUCUCCUGCCCCGCCUGCUACUGCUGACAGUACUGUUCGCUCACAGUGGGCCACACGCGAUGCUGCUGCUCGCCUUGCCAUGCGUCGCCACUUACCGACCACUGAGCGUGCACACUUUAGCCAGUACAAGAGUGCCCAGACCUUGUACGACGCUGUAGUUGCACGCUACUCUUCCCCUGCCACUGCUGCACUGAGCGGCCUCAUGCUACCGUACCUCUUCCCUGACCUUGCUGCCUUCCCCACAGUCGCUGACCUCAUUACGCACCUCCGCACUAGUGACACUUGCUACCGCGCUGCGCUUUCUGCUGAGUUCUGCGCCAAGAACCCCCCCACCAUGUACAUCACCCUCUACUACAUAGUCACCCGGCUCUCUGACUCUCUCCGUGUAGUCAGGGACCACUUCCUCUCAGUUUGCCCCACCACUCUCACCGUUGACCUCCUCGAGAAGAGCCUCCUAGCAGCAGAGAAGAGCAUAGUCGCUGUAGGAGCCUCUCGUGGUGACCCUCGCACCCCCGUCUUUGAGGGGUGUUCCCCCUCCCCCCUCUUGCCCUCUGUUGCCUCAGCUGCUGCGGCCGACCUCGUUGCAGUGGAGGCGGAGGAGGCGGCGGCGGUGGCGGAGGGAGCGGAGGCGGCGGAGGUGGUGGGGGCGGCGGAGGCGGCGGAGGUGGCGGAGGCGGCGGCGGCAGCAGUGGACCUGGUCGCAGCUCUGCGCAGAGGAGUGGCUCCAGUGGUGCGCGGUGGGGGUACGGGUCCCUGCACCUACGUUCUCCGCACCGGCGACCGCGCUGGUGAGCAGUGCGGGGGCCCGCACUCCACCCAGCGCUGCUUCGGCCGCCUGACGGACGCGUGGCGUCACCAGUUCCCUGAGGCCUCUGAGAUCCCUCGCUGGGGAGAGCUGUCUAGGGCGGGGGUUGCUAUGUUUGAUCUUGAUUUUGAUGCUAUUCUUGCUGCCAUGUAUGCUGUUGCUGAUAGUGUUGAGGGUGACUGUUACUUGUGUGUUCCGCCUGACCAGGGCAUUGACCCUGCUGCUCUAGGUGCUGGUGAGGCUGCUGCUCUAGGUGCUAGCGCGUCUGCUGCCCCAGGUGCUGGUGAGUCUGCCCUCUCAGGUACCACGUCCGCUCAGGCCUUACACACCUUCAUCCUUGACUCGGGUGCUUCCCGUUCCUUCUUUCGAGACCGCACCACACUUACGCCGCUUAGUCGGCCGGUUGCUGUCUCCCUGACGGACCCCUCUGGGGGUCCUGUCCUUGCUUGCUAA
Molecule: messenger RNA, 1395 nt
Organism: Closterium sp. NIES-65
Lineage: Eukaryota; Viridiplantae; Streptophyta; Zygnematophyceae; Desmidiales; Closteriaceae
Source: the annotation of a GenBank genome assembly